This is a messenger RNA of Aureobasidium melanogenum CBS 110374, 825 nucleotides long. RefSeq names its product alkaline phytoceramidase. Gene Ontology annotation, cellular component: endoplasmic reticulum membrane. Bases 1 to 825 code for a protein of 274 amino acids. The transcript is spliced from 5 exons. Lineage: Eukaryota; Fungi; Ascomycota; Dothideomycetes; Dothideales; Saccotheciaceae. The record is from RefSeq and is a predicted model, not a curated record. Gene Ontology annotation, biological process: ceramide catabolic process; ceramide biosynthetic process.
AUGUUUCCCUCGAUAGACUAUCGCGCUCAGCCCCUCGCGCCAACUUUCGGCAGCCCCACCGCUCGAGCAAACUUCUGCGAACAGGAUUUUGUCAUCGUCAGCUGGAUCGCUGAAUUCGUCAAUACGUGUAGCAAUGCCGCUUACAUUCUGUAUGCGAUUCGUGCGCUUCGACGCAUGCCCACGAGCGCACCGUUCGCAGCAAAGAGCAUCUACUAUGGUUUAGCACUUGUUGGUAUCUGCUCGAGCUUGUUUCAUGGCUUGUUAAAGUACCACGCUCAAAUGGCCGAUGAUACGUCCAUGAUCAUCGCGACAUCGAUUGUCUUACACCGCGCAAUGACAUAUCAGCGCAGUGACUCCUACAGUCGCUGGUUCGGUGGUCUACUUGUUCUCGCCGCGAUCACAGAGACAGCAUACCACACCAUCAAAGACGAGCAAAUAGUCCACGAACUGAGCUUCGUGGUCCUCAUCAUCGUGGUCGCGAGCAAAACCAGAUCUCUAAUCAAGCUUCGCGUGCACAACCCACUAGACAAGCAAAUGCUGCAAAAUGCAACCAUUUUCGGUGCAGGUUGUUUCGCAUUUGGCUACCUACUCUGGCAACUCGAUUUUAUCUCCUGCCCACAGCUGACAGCGCUCAAACGCAAAGUAGGCAUUCCUUGGGGUUUUCUGUUUGAGUUGCAUGGAUGGUGGCAUAUACUGACGGCUAUUGGUGCUCAUACUUUUAUGAUCAUGGUUGAUGGGCUUACGAGUGAUGAAGUUGAGUUCUCACACGAUGCGUUUGGGUGGUUUGUGAAAAGUAAUGCGAUGCGCGCUGGAAAGGUAGACUGA